This is a messenger RNA of Halichondria panicea, 1088 nucleotides long. RefSeq names its product coiled-coil domain-containing protein 85C-like. Bases 107 to 967 code for a protein of 286 amino acids. Lineage: Eukaryota; Metazoa; Porifera; Demospongiae; Suberitida; Halichondriidae. The transcript has 5 exons. The record is from RefSeq and is a predicted model, not a curated record.
CAAGUUUGCUAUAGUCUGCAGUUAAUUUUGUGGGUGAAUUUGCUGUGAUACUUCUAGCACAUGACAAGCAUUCCUCUGCAAACCAGCCCCUCCCCCCUUUUCAGCAAUGGCUACUGAUACACAGCAAAGAACUGAGAUGAGCACACAAGAGCAUCUUGCUCGUGAGAACAAGGAGCUGAGAAGUCGAUGCCAUUUCCUUGAGAACGAUCAACAGAGAAGUAAAUAUCUGGCCCUAGAGUGGCAGAACUUUGGCAAGUACACUGCACAAGUACUCAAGAAUGAGGCGGAGACAGCGGACAAGAAAUUAAAGUAUUUGGAAACACGAGUGGAGGACUUGAGGAUGGAAAACAAAGAACUAAAAGAUGUUUGCUUGUAUCUUGACCAGACGCAAGCUGGAGACUCGAAACUCACUCCUCCAGAACUUUCAGAACUAUUAGCUCAAACUAAGUUCCUAUCAAAACUGAACCUGCAGGGUCUAGUCCCACACCUGUCUGAUUCAGUAGGGGCUCUUAAGAGCAGUACAGCCACCACCGGGCCGUCACUACCCCCAGACACUGAACUGGGACAGGCAAUUGCUGAACUGGGAAAGAGAGUGAAGAGGCUGGAGACAGAGAAACUAGAACUGGUUAAGUCCCUUUCAGCUGCUCAUAUGCUAGUGGCCAACACUCACAGUCCAGCCAGUGGUUCCUUUCAGGGCAGUGCUGCUCCUCGGGUGAUUGAGCAUCCUCCAAAGAUGAAGCCACUGUUAAUGAGAGGUGGACAAGAAGAGGUGGAUGGAGGGAGAACUACAAGAGACGUAUCCCCGGAGACCAUUGCCAACGCAGUAAUGCUGCUGGACAUGAUACAGAGGGUGGAUGCGGCAGAGGUCAAUGGGUACACUGAUUGCAUGGAGGAGGCAGAGGUGGAGACACUCAAGAUCCUGAUAGCUAUUGCUUGGCAGAGAAUUCAAGAGCAAACUUCCAUAUAGACUAGACAUCUAGACAUCUAGUACAAGUUGUGUAAAGUUGUUUGUUCCAUGUCGGAAAUUGAAAGAGUGCACAAUGUUAAUGAAUGUAAAAUUAUGACAAACAUUAAAUAGCUAAGCAAAA